AUGGGGUCUUCUUGCAUGCACGCCUUCGCAGUGAUUGGCAUCGUAUGUACGGCGGCUAUAUCGCUCGCGAUUCUGCUGUUCGUGUGGCGACUGGUCAAGGUUUAUGUCCUGGCACGUCCAUUGAAGCUGCAUGCAGACCUAAAGGAGAUGGGCAGUUGGGCAGUAGUGACAGCGCUGAAGGUGUCGUGUCACGUUACAAAGGCUACGGACGGUAUCGGGAAGCAGUAUGCACUGCACCUAGCAGAGCUCGGUUUGAACAUUGUGCUCGUCGGCCGCUCGCCGGAGAAGCUGAAGGCGACGGAGGAUGAGGUUCGCGCGCGCGGCAACGUGCAGGUGAAGACGGUCGUCGUCGAUUGCAGCGGCGGCAGGGAGAUAUACGCAGACGUCGAGCGGGAGCUGAGUGAGCUGGAGAUCGGCGUGCUGGUCAACAACGUCGGCAUGGCGUACCCAGGCCUCUACAGCGACUUCCUGGCCAUCAGCAGGGAUUAUCACGCGGAUAUGAUCAACGUCAACAACCUGUCAUACGUCAUGAUGACGCACAUUGUGCUGCCGCAGAUGAUCUCUCGCAAGCGUGGAACUAUCGUCAACAUUUCCUCUGACAGCGCUCGAGUGCCUUACCCGUUCCUGGCCACCUACAGUGCAACAAAGGCAUUCGUCGACUUCUUAACAAGGUCGCUGGAGACGGAACUGCAAGGCACAGGGGUGAUUAUUCAGGGAGUGUUGCCAGGAUUUGUUGCUACAAAGAUGUCGUUAGAGGACGUGAGCUUCUACUGUCCGUCCGCGUCGGUGUAUGUCCGUAGCGCUCUCACUACCAUCGGGGUACAGUCUCGCACGAGCGGCUACCUUGUACACGCUCUGCAGGUCCUCCUCAUGAAAAUAGUUCCAGAUUUCGUGGUUUUCAAAUUCAUUAAAUUGGAAAUGGAGAAGAGAAUGAGUCAUCCAAAGUUAACAUAGAUUGGAGUUCUUAGCACCAUCAAGUUUUCACUAGUGCCACAUAACAAUUGCUAUACGUACUACUAGAUGUUAAGUUAAUUAUUAAAUGAAACUUUAUUCAGAAAUGAAAGCAAUUAGUCGACUGUGACGUUUUCUAACCUGUGGGUUAAACCUAUAUAGCACGAUUAUAAUUACUAGGGAGGAUUUUCUAAGUUUUAUUGUCUUCAUUUAAUGAAAAAUGUUACAUACAUUUUAUAUUCUCUUUUGAAUCUAUACAAUUUUAGUUUUUUGGCAUAUGUACAAUUUUAAUUGUUUUUAAAGUUCCAUUUUGAAGUAGUGAAGCCUUUUUGUAACUUCAGAGGAGGCUUCGUUUGAUUCACAGUUACAUGUAAACAUGACAUUCAUUGGCAAUGAUCGCACAAUUAUGUAUAAUUGGAAAUUACAAUAUUUAUGUAUCAGUUUGUCUUAGAUACUAGCUGGUUAUACAAAUAUUUGUAAAUAAAAUAAAUGAUAA
Priapulus caudatus is the source of this 1447-nucleotide messenger RNA. RefSeq names its product inactive hydroxysteroid dehydrogenase-like protein 1. The transcript has 5 exons. Gene Ontology annotation, molecular function: oxidoreductase activity. Gene Ontology annotation, cellular component: endoplasmic reticulum. The record is from RefSeq and is a predicted model, not a curated record. Lineage: Eukaryota; Metazoa; Priapulida; Priapulimorpha; Priapulimorphida; Priapulidae. The coding region runs from base 1 to 954 and encodes 317 amino acids.